Messenger RNA from Rubroshorea leprosula, 521 nucleotides. The record is from the annotation of a GenBank genome assembly. NCBI's taxonomy places the organism in Eukaryota, Viridiplantae, Streptophyta, Magnoliopsida, Malvales, Dipterocarpaceae.
AAGCCCCAACAUAAACUGAAGAUUUCUUGAAUCAAUAUCAUUCAACUGUUAUUUUUCCUCUGCCCAUAAAUUAUGGUUUGCAUUAGCAUCGAGCGCCCAAGGUUGGAGUCCCUCAAGGACCUAACCUCCAUGCCCGGUCCAAGAUCUCCAUGUCCGCAAUAUCCUGGUUUCUUGAAGACACGAUAUGUUAAGGUUAAGGAGCCUGUGUUUCGCAAUGGAGUCAGGGUUUACUGGGAUGAAGUACCACUUCAUAAAGAAGUUGGCGAAGAAGAAAGCGAGGUACGCUGCUUUGGGGUUUUCAGGUUCUUGAAAGUUCAAGUGAUUGGAACCAUUAGACGAGCGUUUGAUAGGUACUUCGGAGUCCUACUUGGGUUACCCAUGUCUGAAUAUCAUGGUUAUGAUUUACGUGAUUCUGCGGAGAUGACUAACUGGAAAAUGUCUAGGUGUUAAUGACUUUCUCAAUCCUGUGGUGGCCAAAAUUUUUUAAAAAAAUCCAGUAUUAAUAUAUAUGUAAUCUCGUU